AUGGAAGAGACCUACCCCAAAUUAUUCGAUUGUCCCGACUACCUUCGCGGAAAGUACUGCCAUGCUUUGUGUAACUAUCGACAUCAAACAGUAGAAGAAAAAGAAGCAAUCGAACGCUAUCGAGAAUCAUUCUCAAUGAAGCUAAAUUCAAAGCAGUCCAAACGAUUUGGCCCAGUUUACAUUAUCGCUGGACCCGAACGUUCUGGAACAUCGUGGCUGUUCAACGCUGUGCGAUUACUGCUCAUCCACGAGGAAUCCGCAUUUGGUCCUGGUGAUAGUUAUCGUUUGAAUCAUAUUACCAAGAAUGAUCUCGAAACGCGUUUAAUUGAAGCAUGUGGUCGACCAUUGGUUGUUCGUACCAUGCGUAUACCCGAUUCCGAUUGGGCAGAAGGUCUCGAUCGCUCCGGCCAUGGAUACAAGGUAUUUGUGGCUCAUCGAGAUUUACGCGAUGUCAUCGACGAUUGUUUAACUAUCGGUUGGAUGAAGCAUGAUCUUGGUGUGAUACUUUCCAGACUGAAAGCAUACAUGACUGCAUACGAAUAUUGGCGUGCUAUGGCUAAAGGUGAUUUUCGUUACGAGAGUAUACAUAGUGAACCUGUCGAACAAAUCAAACAUCUGGCACGUCUGAUUGGUAUUGAAAGUACUCAUGCGGAGCAUAUUGCGUCGGAAAUCAAUUCGUUGAGACCAGGCCAAGCUGUUGGGCCUGAUCAAGUAACGAAGAUGUGGCCAGCACAGCGAGUUAUUGAAGCAUCGCGUGCCAAUGGUGAUGAUGAACCGGAAAAAAAGACGGACGAAAAUGGGAAUGAUGCCAGCACAGUCGUUGUUGUACCCGAACAAGCGAAGCUAUUAGAAAGUGAACGAAAGAAAAUUCGUGACGCUCACAGCGAUUAUCACGAUCGUUACGGCUAUGUUUGA
Messenger RNA from Adineta ricciae, 915 nucleotides. Lineage: Eukaryota; Metazoa; Rotifera; Eurotatoria; Adinetida; Adinetidae. The record is from the annotation of a GenBank genome assembly.